Phragmites australis (common reed) is the source of this 2128-nucleotide messenger RNA. Its product is annotated as putative clathrin assembly protein At2g01600. The record is from RefSeq and is a predicted model, not a curated record. Gene Ontology annotation, biological process: clathrin coat assembly; clathrin-dependent endocytosis; vesicle budding from membrane. Gene Ontology annotation, molecular function: clathrin heavy chain binding; 1-phosphatidylinositol binding; phosphatidylinositol-4,5-bisphosphate binding. NCBI's taxonomy places the organism in Eukaryota, Viridiplantae, Streptophyta, Magnoliopsida, Poales, Poaceae. Gene Ontology annotation, cellular component: clathrin-coated vesicle; clathrin-coated pit. The coding region runs from base 161 to 1849 and encodes 562 amino acids. The transcript is spliced from 15 exons.
UAAAUCACGAGAGAAAAGUCGUCACUCGACACGCAACUUCGCAAAAAGCAGCCUCAACUUGUUCAUUUUUGCUCCCUGCGUCGGCGAGCAAACGCGGCCCCUCCUCCCCCACAAACCGCGAGCGGCGGCGAGGGGAGGACGAAGAAGCGGCCGCGCAGGAAUGGCGGCGAUGCAGAGCUGGCGCAAGGCCUACGGCGCCAUCAAGGACACCACCACCGUGAGCCUCGCGAACCUCAACUCCGACUUCAAGGAUCUGGAUGUGGCGAUCGUGAAGGCGACUAACCACGUGGAGUGCCCGCCCAAGGAGCGCCACCUGCGGAAGAUUGCCGCGGCGACAUCCAUCUCUAGGCCCCGGGCAGAUGUCGCCUAUUGCAUCCACGCCCUUGCCCGCCGUCUUGCCAAGACUCGCAACUGGAUUGUUGCAUUGAAAACACUUGUAGUGAUCCAUAGACUUCUUCGUGAGGGUGAUCCUACAUUUCGAGAAGAGCUUCUUAAUUUUACACAAAGAGGACGGAUUCUGCAACUUUCAAACUUUAAGGAUGACUCCAGCCCAAUUGCUUGGGAUUGUUCUGCUUGGGUUCGCACAUAUGGUUUGUUUUUGGAGGAAAGAUUGGAAUGCUUGAGAGUUCUGAAGUAUGAUGUUGAAGCUGAGCGUUUGUCUAAACAAGGUCAAGGCCCUGAAAAGGGACACAGUAGAACUAGAGAAUUGGAUUCACAGGAUCUGUUAGAGCAACUGCCAGCUUUGCAGCAGUUAUUGUACCGACUUGUUGGAUGUCGGCCUGAAGGAGCUGCAAAUAACAACUACUUGGUGCAAUAUGCUCUAGCUUUGGUUUUAAAAGAAAGCUUCAAAAUAUAUUGUGCGAUAAAUGAUGGAAUUAUCAACCUUGUUGAUAAGUUUUUUGAGAUGCCAAGGCAUGAAGCACUUAAAGCUCUUGAAAUUUACAGAAGGGCUGGCCAACAGGCUGGGAAUCUAUCAGACUUCUACGAGAAUUGCCGGGGUUUAGAACUCGCAAGGAAUUUUCAGUUUCCCACUCUGAGGGAGCCACCACAAACAUUUCUUGCAACUAUGGAGGAGUAUGUGAGGGAGGCUCCACGUAUGGUUCCAGUUCGAGAACCCCUGGAACUUCCUGAGAGGCUUCUCCUUACAUACAAACCAGAUGAAUCAGAGGAAAUUCCUGAGCCUGCUCCUAUUGAAGAGGAAAAGCCACCAGUUGAAGAACCUAUUCCGGUACCACCUGUUACCAAAGUGGUUUCACCUCCUCCCGAGACCAAGGUUGCAGAUACUGGUGAUUUACUGGGCUUAAAUGAUCCAAACCCUGGUGUAUCAGCAAUAGAGGAAAACAAUGCUCUUGCCUUGGCUAUUGUCCCAACAGAUGCUGGUGCUUCAACAAUUGGUGGCACUGCAUUUCAAGAUAAGGGAUUUGAUCCUACAGGAUGGGAACUUGCCCUUGUUACCACUUCAAGCAACAAAACAUCUGCUGCGAGCAGUCAAUUGGGUGGUGGAUUCGACAAGCUCAUCUUGGACAGCCUUUAUGAUGAUGGAGACUUCAGGCAGAGACAACAACAGCAAUUAUAUGGUUCAGCAGCUCCUAACCCAUUCAUGACAAAUGAUCCUUUCACUAUGUCGAACCAAGUCGCUCCCCCACCCUCGGUUCAAAUGGCUGCCAUGUCUCAGCAGCAUCCGCAGAUACCAACGAUGAUGCAACCGAAUCCGUUCGGACCACCAAUGCAGCCACAGAUGGGCAUGGACCCUGCAACGAAUCCCUUUCUGGAAACUGGCUUUGGGCCGUUCCCAGUGGCAAACAGGCAUCAGCAACCCAACCCAUUCGGUGGUGCCCAACUUCUGUAGGCUACGUAGCAAAGGAGCAAAUUUGUGUCCCGGCAAAUGCGAUUUUGUGUGAUUAUAUCAUGCAUUGUGCCUGGCCAUUCGUGUAUGUGGCGCGUGUAUUGUGUAUUGGUUUCACCAAACGGGGCUGCCCAGUGACCCUUGUAAAGAAAUUAGUGACUUGUGUAACGCUAAAUAUAUGUCAAUAAGCAGUAGGACAUUGUUAUAACAAAACAAAAGGGUGGUGUAAUGUAGAACAGUCCUCUAUAUUUAUUUCGUUGCUGUUUGAUUGCCAGUCUCUUA